AUGGCUGCGACUCUGAUUCCGCGGAAGUUUCGCCCGGCCGACGGCGAGGAGGCCGAACCGGGGUGGUUGAAGCGUCAAGUCACCAAUGUCCUGCAAACUAUUUCCCGUCGUGCUUGUCUCCAUCCCAUUCACACCAUUGUCGUCGUCGCACUGCUCGCCAGCACUACCUACGUCGGUCUGAUCGAGGGCAGCAUUUUCGAUCCGAUCCGAAACCCCCGGAAUGUCGCCGGCCAAGUGGAUGUCGACACCCUUCUCCAGGGCAGCAGGAACCUCCGAUUAGGCGAGAGUACCUCGUGGAAGUGGCAGGUGGAUGACGCGUUGACACACAAUGAGGUCGAGGUCGCCCAGCAUCUGGCAUUGGCCACCUUCAUUUUCCCGGAUUCCCUGUCGCGAUCGGCUUCCACUGCCCCCGUUGCGGAUGAAGUACCCGUUCCCUCCAACGCCUCCGCCACGGUCGUUCCUCACACCCCGAAUCUGUUCUCGCCCUUCUCCCAGGACUCGUCGCUCGCCUAUACUCUUCCCUUCGACCAGGUCCCUGAAUUCCUGAAGGCGGUGCAGGAGAUUCCUGACCCUUCCGCCGACGAGGAUGUUGGCGAGCAGAAAAAAUGGAUCAUGCGUGCGGCUCGGGGUCCGGCGUCUGGCUCGACCCGGUCGCUGCAGUUGUGGUUGACCGACGCCUGGAGCUCCUUCGUGGACUUGAUUAAGCAUGCCGAAACGAUCGAUAUUGUCAUCAUGACUCUGGGUUAUCUUUCCAUGCAUCUCAGCUUCGUCUCCCUUUUCUUCUCCAUGCGUCGUCUUGGCUCGCGGUCCUGGUUGGCAUUCACCGUCCUUCUCUCCGGCGUGUUUGCUUUCCUGUUCGGUCUCCUCGUGACCACCAAGCUCGGUGUGCCGAUCAACGUGCUGCUUCUGUCCGAGGGUCUUCCCUUCCUGGUCGUUACCAUUGGAUUCGAAAAACCGAUCAUUCUUACUCGCGCCGUUCUUCACGCGUCGGUGGACCGGAAACGUCAGGGUGCCCCGGGGGCUACCCCCAACCAGCCGGCUCCCAGAUCCAUCCAGGAAUCGAUUCAGACCGCGGUCAAGGAGCAAGGAUUUGAGAUUGUUCGUGACUAUUGUAUUGAGAUCGCCAUCUUGGUCGCCGGUGCGGCGUCUGGUGUUCAGGGUGGAUUGAGACAGUUCUGUUUCCUUGCCGCCUGGAUCCUCUUCUUCGACUGCGUGCUCCUCUUUACUUUCUACACCACAAUCCUUUGCAUCAAGCUUGAGAUCACCCGGAUUAAGCACCAUGUGGCGACCCGCAAGGCUUUGGAAGAGGAUGGAAUCACCCAGCGGGUGGCCGAGAACGUCGCGUCCGACAACGACUGGCUCCAGUCUAGCUCGGACAGCGAUGGCGACACCAGCAUCUUCGGAAGAAAGAUCAAGUCCAGCAACGUCCGUCGCUUCAAGAUCCUCAUGGUGGGAGGCUUCGUCCUGGUCAAUGUGGUCAACCUGUCCGCCAUCCCGUUCCGCAACUCCACCCACAACUCGAACAUUCCCAUCAUCUCCCGGGUUUCCAACGUUCUGGCACCGACGCCCAUCGACCCCUUCAAGGUCGCCGAAAAUGGACUCGACUCCAUCUACGUCUCCGCCAAAAGCCAAAUGAUGGAAACCGUUGUGACUGUCAUCCCCCCUGUCAAGUACAAGCUGGAAUACCCCUCGGUGCAUUACGCCGUCCCUGAGGACGGUCAGUCUUUCGACAUUGAAUACACCGACCAAUUCCUGGACGCGGUUGGUGGACGAGUCAUCGAAAGCCUCCUGAAAAGCGUCGAGGACCCGAUCAUCAGCAAGUGGAUCAUCGCUGCCUUGACACUGAGCAUCAUCCUGAACGGGUACCUCUUCAACGCCGCCCGGUGGAGCAUCCGGGAACCCGAGGCUGCUCCAGUGGCUCCCAAGGUGGCUCCCGCCGAGCCGAAGGUUUACCCCAAGAUCGAUCUGAACAGCCCCGAAGGCCCCACGAGAACUCCCGAGGAGUGUGAGGUCAUGCUCAAGGAAAAGCGCGCUGCGUACAUGACGGACGAGGAGCUGAUUGACCUCUCCGUGCGCGGCAAGAUCCCUGGAUACGCUCUCGAAAAGACGAUGGAAAACGAGGACCUCAUGAGUCGAGUCGACGCCUUCACCAGAGCAGUCAAGAUCCGCAGAGGUGUUGUCUCCCGAACCAAGGCUACUGCGGCUGUGACGAGCUCUUUGGAGAAGUCCAAGCUUCCGUACAAGGACUACAACUAUGGUCUCGUCCACGGUGCCUGCUGCGAGAAUGUCAUUGGUUAUCUGCCUUUGCCUCUCGGUGUCGCCGGUCCUCUUACUAUUGACGGUCAAAGCUACUUUAUUCCCAUGGCUACUACCGAAGGUGUCUUGGUUGCCAGCGCCAGUCGCGGUGCGAAGGCCAUCAAUGCCGGCGGCGGUGCCGUUACCGUUCUCACGGGUGAUGGCAUGACCCGCGGCCCUUGCGUUGGUUUCCCUACUCUUGCCCGAGCUGCCGCUGCCAAGGUCUGGAUUGAUUCCGAAGAGGGUACGAGCAUCCUGACUGCCGCGUUCAACUCCACCAGUCGAUUUGCCCGUCUCCAGUCUCUCAAGACCGCGCUUGCCGGUACCUAUCUGUACAUUCGAUUCAAGACCACCACCGGUGAUGCCAUGGGUAUGAACAUGAUCUCGAAGGGUGUGGAGAAGGCGCUGAGUGUCAUGUCCACCGAAUGUGGCUUUGAUGACAUGGCCACCAUCUCGGUUUCCGGAAACUUCUGCACGGAUAAGAAGUCCGCUGCGCUCAACUGGAUUGACGGCCGUGGUAAGGCCGUGGUGGCCGAGGCCAUCAUUCCGGGCGAGGUCGUUCGCAGCGUUCUGAAGAGUGACGUCGACGCUCUGGUUGAACUGAACACCAGCAAGAACUUGAUCGGUAGUGCGAUGGCUGGAAGCUUGGGUGGCUUCAACGCACACGCUGCCAACAUGGUCACGGCGAUCUUCCUCGCCACUGGUCAGGAUCCCGCGCAGAACGUGGAAAGUAGCAGCUGUAUCACGACGAUGAAAAACACUAAUGGUAACCUUCAAAUCGCCGUGUCCAUGCCUUCUAUCGAAGUCGGCACCAUCGGUGGCGGUACUAUCCUGGAGGGACAAGCUGCCAUGCUGGAUCUGCUCGGCGUUCGUGGCGCCCACCCCACCAACCCGGGAGAUAACGCUCGUCAACUUGCGCGCAUCGUCGGUGCCGCUGUUCUGGCCGGUGAACUGAGUCUGUGUUCCGCAUUGGCCGCCGGCCAUCUCGUCCGGGCUCACAUGGCCCACAACCGUAGCGCAGCUCCCACUCGAUCGGCCACGCCUGUUUCGGCGGCUGUCGGGGCGACUCGGGGUCUGGCCAUGACCAGUUCCAAAUGA
This is a messenger RNA of Aspergillus steynii IBT 23096, 3393 nucleotides long. RefSeq names its product HMG-CoA reductase (gene hmg1). The coding region runs from base 1 to 3393 and encodes 1130 amino acids. The record is from RefSeq and is a predicted model, not a curated record. Lineage: Eukaryota; Fungi; Ascomycota; Eurotiomycetes; Eurotiales; Aspergillaceae. Gene Ontology annotation, biological process: coenzyme A metabolic process; isoprenoid biosynthetic process; ergosterol biosynthetic process. The transcript has 4 exons. Gene Ontology annotation, cellular component: peroxisomal membrane; endoplasmic reticulum membrane. Gene Ontology annotation, molecular function: hydroxymethylglutaryl-CoA reductase (NADPH) activity; protein binding.